UUUCCUGGGAAAUUUUUUUUCAUGUUUUUGGGUGGGAACUGGAAGGAAGACGAGGAAGCUGAACCGAGGCCUUUCCACACGGCAGAAGCCCCAAAUCAAUCCUUUCCCGCCUCUGCCCUAACAUCUCCGCCGGUUCACGGCUACAGCGGCCACCGGAGGCCCUUUCUCUCCUCCUUCCACAGGCGGAGGAAUGCCGUUGCUGAUGUUUUUGUCUCAAUCUGCAGCAUUCAACGGCCUGGCGACCUGCUGCUGAGAUCAAGAGCUCCCCGUCGCUGGCCCUGCUAGUUCCUCUGUCAUCAACAAGUAAAUUCAUCAUUCUUUUAAAGAUGAGCCGACCAACUACCAGAAGUAAAAAUAAGAAACCAAGGCUGGACAAUAAUGCUGACAGGUCUUCUGAGAUAUUGAGGAAAAUCCAUGCACUGGGUGAAAUAACGGGUGAUGACGUAAACCAGUUAUACAAUAUUUGGAAGCCAGUUUGCCUGGGCUGCCGGGUUAAUAGCAAGGAUAACCCAAAUUGCUUUUGUGGCCUUAUCCCAUCAACCACUGGGAGCCGAAAAUCUGGAUUAUGGCAGAAGAUGUCAGAGAUUGUCCAUGCCAUGGGUCCUGACCCAUCUCAGGAUCUUCGUGAUUCACUUGACUUCCCAGCAGGGUUGACAAAUCUGGGGGCAACAUGCUAUGCCAACAGUAUACUUCAAUGUUUAUACAUGAAUACAUCGUUCCGUCGAGGUGUUUUCUCCAUUGAAUCAGACUUAAUGAAACAACAGCCAGUGUUGAAUCAGCUUGCAUGGCUAUUUGCACAGCUUCAUGGAAGCAAAAGGUCCUUUGUGGAAUCUGCACCAUUUAUAAAGACUCUGGAGUUAGAUAAUGGAGUUCAACAAGAUAGCCAUGAGUUCCUAACGUUGCUCCUUUCUCUGCUUGAACGCUGUCUGAGCCAUUCUAGAAAUCCAGCAGCAAGAACAAUUGUUCAGGAUCUUUUUCGUGGAAGUGUGUCGCAUGUGACAACAUGUUCAAAAUGUGGAAAGGAUUCAGAAGCCUCGUCGAAGAUUGAAGAUUUCUAUGAGUUGGAGCUGAAUGUGAUGGGAUUGAAAAGUUUAGGUGAGAGCUUAGAUGAUUACCUGAACGUGGAAGAGCUAAAUGGAGAAAACCAGUAUUUCUGUGACUCUUGCAGUGAAAGGGUUGAUGCUACCAGAAGCAUUAAGCUGCGUUCAUUGCCAGCGGUCCUCAAUAUCCAGCUAAAGCGAUGUGUUUUUCUUCCUAAGACAACAACGAAGAAGAAAAUUACUUCCGCAUUUAGUUUCCCUCGAGAACUUGACAUGACAGAGAGGUUGUCUGACCCUGCCCAGGGUGAUUUGGUAUAUGACUUGUCAGCUGUGCUGAUACACAAAGGAACUGCUGUAAAUAGUGGCCAUUACAUUGCUCAUAUUAAGGAUGAGAAAACAGGGCAAUGGUGGGAAUUUGAUGAUGAGAGUGUGUCAAAAUUAGGUUGUCAUCCCUUUGGAGAAGGAUCUUCAAAGACAAUGAGUAGGGAUUCUCAAACAGAGCCUUCUGCCCAAACAAGCAAUGGCGAUACCAAAUCAAGCAAUGCUAAGAAGCAAUCUUCAGAAACUGCUGUUUCAAAUACCGAUGAGACAUUUUCAUCUACUGAUGCGUAUAUGUUGAUGUACAAUCUUCGACAUUCAAAGAUAAAUCGUCUAGAGAAGCCAAUUAAUGGCAAUUCUGCUGAUGAAGAUGACUUUGCCAGUAUCAGUAAUGGCAAUUCUAUUCCACCUUACCUUAGCGAAGAGAUAAGUAACUCGAAUGCUACCUUAACGGAGGCUUGCCAACAGUACAAAUUGAGGAAGGAAAAAGAGUCAGAUCACAUCACAGAACGAAGACAAGAGGUGCGGUCUGUCCUUUCUGAAGCCCCUGUUCAAUCGUGUGAUGAACCAUAUUUUUGGAUAUCAAUGAAUUGGCUUCGUGAGUGGGCUGACAACAUUACACCCUCGGUCCUUGAUAAUACAACUGUCCAAUGCUUACAUGGAAAACUGCCCAUGUCAAAAGUGAGUUCUGCAAAGCGGCUGUCUGCUGAAGCUUGGUUGAAAUUGUUUACUAAGUAUAAUGGGGGCCCAGCACUAGGCAAUCAGGAUUACUGCAAGGACUGCCUUAUUGAUGCAGCACGCAAAUUGGUGUCCGGUGAAAGCUACAGAGACAGAAGAAAACUAAUGAAGGAAAUUGCAGAGUCUGUCCUGUCAGGGAAUUGUUCGGAUGGAACCUACUAUGUAUCUAAGGCCUGGCUACAGCAAUGGGUCAAGAGAAAAGUCUUGGAUGCUCCAAGUGAAGCAGAUGUGGGUCCGACAGUUCCAAUUUGUUGUCCUCAUGGACAGCUUAUGCCCGAGCAGGCUUCUGGUGCUAAGCGCUUGCUGGUCCCUGAGAAUCUUUGGCUUUUCUUUUAUGAAGAUGCAGUUAAAGUCAAAUCCGAUGACAUGGUGGAUUGUCCAACAUUUACUAUGGACUCGGAGCAAUGUUCUCAGUGCAGUAAUGAACUUUCUGAAGUAGCAUGCAUGGAGGAUUCUCUCAGAGCAAUGAAGAGCAAGCAGCGGCAAAACCAUGACAAGUUGGCUGCAGCUAAAAGUAUCCCCCUGUCUCCUCAUUGUACAUACUACUUGUUGCCCUCCUCGUGGCUUGCUACAUGGAGAAAUUAUGUUAAUGCUAGCAGCAAGAACGUCUCAUCGUCCGAGGUACCUGAAAGUCUGAAUGUUGUAAUUGAUCAGCUUAAAUGUGAAAAGCAUUCACAUCUUGUAGAAAGGCCUCUUGACCUGGUUUACAAACGUGGCACUAUUUUCCAGAAGGUCUCCAGUACAGACGGACUGACAAUUAUUACUGAGAAUGACUGGAAAUGCUUCUGUGAAGAGUGGGGAUGCUCUCAGGAGAAAGGCAUUUCCGCCAUGAUUGAGUGCCCUGAUAGUGCACACAGUAAUGCUGAUUCAUCCAAAGAGACAUCAGUAUGUGAGGAGCAGCUGAAUUCCCAUGAUGAAGCAAAUGAUCGAUAUGAUGAUAAGCAGCUAGUCAUAAAAACAUCCCCUGAGGUCUGUGAGGAUUGUAUUGGAGAAAGAGCAAGCUGUGAGCUGAUGCGGAAGCUUAACUAUGUCGACCAAGAUAUACAUGUUGUUUUCAUCCAGGGAAAGGAAGUUCCGAGAUCAAUUUUAGAAGCUUCUGAGACUUCGUCUGAUCCAGAUCGCAGAAGUUCGAAGCGCUCUCGGAAGACAAACAGUGGAAAUGCAAUAAACCUGAAAGUUUCUGGUUCGACAUCGGUCUACCAGUUAAAAAUGAUGAUAUGGGAAUCUCUUGGGGUUGUUAAGGAAAACCAGAUUAUCCACAAAGGUCAUACAAAGAUUGACGGGGAAUCUGGCACUCUAGCAGACUUCAAUAUAUUCCCGGGGGAUACUUUGUGGGUGAGAGAUUCGAAGAUCCAUGAGCAUCGAGAUAUUGCUGAUGAGAUAGCUGGGGACAAAAUGGACGUCCAGAGUGCGGAGGAAGGCUUUCGUGGAACGCUUUUGACAGCUGAUUUUUCAUCCCAGGUUGUCUGAGGAGCUUCGAUCUAUUGUUAGCCAAUGACAUCAUUAUAUCAUAUGGGAUAUAUGUAGAUUGUUGUCUGAUUUAUCGGAGUGGAACAGGGAGUUUUUUUGUUUUUUUGUUUUUGGGGGGGUGGAGGAUUAAGUGUUGUGAAUGUAGUUCGUAGAGGAGGGCAAUCAUCUUGAGAUAAGACUGCAAGGGUCGUUGUAUAUCGCGAUGGUAUUUGCUAGAGAUUCUAUCUAUGUUUUUGAUGAGUUGGGGAAAUUGGAUUUACUUCCCCUGGAGGAUUCUCGGAUACUUAUUGUCAUGACAUUGGUACCUGUAUGAUAUGAAGAAAUGGGGGGGAUUUAGUUUAUUGUUACCCUUAUUGUAGUCUUCCUGUGAUUACGAGCUCAUGGGGGUUUAAUUGUGAAAGUGACCGUGUUAAAUCGAAUGAAUAGCUGAUGUUGCAAAUUAUAUAA
Molecule: messenger RNA, 4013 nt
Organism: Punica granatum (pomegranate)
Lineage: Eukaryota; Viridiplantae; Streptophyta; Magnoliopsida; Myrtales; Lythraceae
Source: RefSeq, a predicted model, not a curated record